AUGUCGAUCGAAGGCAAGGAGGCCGCUAUCUCGGAGCCGUCGCUCAACCAGCAGGGUGGAGCUGUCGACCUUAACGCCCGCCGUCGCGCUGCUCUUGCGGAAAUCGACAAUGCCAAGUUCGGCUGGUUCCACGUCAAGGCCUGCGCCGUCGCUGGUGUCGGUUUCUUCACGGAUGCCUACGAUAUCUUCGCCAUCAACCUCUGCGCUGCCAUGAUCGGCUACGUCUACAACAUGGGUGCCCACAAGGGCGCGUUGACGGCGAACCAAGACUUGGGACUCAAGAUUGCGACUCCCGUUGGUACCCUCGUCGGACAACUCUUCUUCGGCUGGCUCGCCGACAUCGUCGGCAGGAAGAAAAUGUAUGGGUUCGAGCUUAUUAUCAUCAUUAUCGCCACUCUCGGCCAGGCCGUCGCUGGCCACGGGCCGGCAGUCUCGAUUAUCGGCGUUCUCGUCAUGUGGCGGUUCAUCAUGGGCGUCGGCAUCGGCGGCGACUACCCCCUCUCGUCGGUCAUCACCUCCGAGUUCGCCGCGACCCGCAUCCGCGGUCGCAUGAUGGUCGCGACCUUCUGGUCGCAGGGAUGGGGUCAGCUCGCCGCGGCCAUCGUCACCAUCGUCUGCCUCGCCGCCUUCAAGAAGCAGAUCCUCAACGACCCCGUCGGCUACGCCCACCACCUCGACUUUGUCUGGCGUCUCGUCAUCGGUCUCGGUGCGGUCCCCGGCGCCGUCGCCCUCUACUUCCGUCUCACCCUCCCGGAGACUCCCCGCUUCACGAUGGACGUCGAGCGCAACAUCAAGCAGGCCGCUAGCGACGUCGACGCCUUCCUCCAGACCGGCGGCUACGUCCAGGACUCGACCCCCGCCGUCACGCAGAUUGCCGCGCCCAAGGCCACCUUCCGCGACUUCCGCCAGCACUUCGGCCAGUGGAAGAACGGCAAGGUCCUCUUCGGCACCGCGUGGUCGUGGUUCGCGCUCGACGUUGGGUUCUACGGACUCGGAUUGAACUCGUCGAUCAUCUUGACCGCCAUCGGAUACUCGUCGCCCUCGAGCGGCACGCCCCAGCACAUUCGCUACUACUCGCUCUACAACAAUGCGGUCGGCAACAUCAUCAUCACCGUGGCCGGUCUCAUCCCUGGUUUCUGGGCGGCCUUUUUCCUCAUAGACCGAAUCGGUCGCAAGCCUCUCCAGCUCAUCGGCUUCGCGCUCCUCACCGUCACUCUCUGCUGCAUGGGCUUCGGCUACCACAAGCUCAAGGACAACGCCGUCGGCGCUUUCGUCUUCCUCUACUGCAUCACCAACUUCCUUCAGAACUUCGGCCCGAACACGACGACCUUCAUCAUCCCCGGCGAGGUCUUCCCGACUCGCUACCGCUCCACCGCUCACGGUAUCUCGGCUGCGUCGGGCAAGUUCGGCGCCAUCAUCGCCCAGAUCAUGGCGUUCAAGUUGAAGGACCGCGGAGGCAAGAACGCCUUUGUCCCCCACAUCCUCGAGAUCUUCGCCCUCUUCAUGCUUACGGGCGUCUUCUCGACCCUCCUCCUCCCCGAGACCAAGGGCAAGACGCUCGAGGAGCUUUCGGGCGAGGACAACGACCACUUCAUCGCGGACACCCCCGCUCCUCACGGCGCCGCCCGCGUCUAA
Messenger RNA from Rhodotorula toruloides NP11, 1635 nucleotides. Its product is annotated as MFS transporter, PHS family, inorganic phosphate transporter. Gene Ontology annotation, cellular component: membrane. The transcript has 10 exons. The record is from RefSeq and is a predicted model, not a curated record. The coding region runs from base 1 to 1635 and encodes 544 amino acids. Gene Ontology annotation, biological process: transmembrane transport; phosphate ion transport. Gene Ontology annotation, molecular function: phosphate transmembrane transporter activity. Lineage: Eukaryota; Fungi; Basidiomycota; Microbotryomycetes; Sporidiobolales; Sporidiobolaceae.